Molecule: messenger RNA, 321 nt
Organism: Sporothrix schenckii 1099-18
Lineage: Eukaryota; Fungi; Ascomycota; Sordariomycetes; Ophiostomatales; Ophiostomataceae
Exons: 2
Coding region: 1-321 (106 amino acids)
Source: RefSeq, a predicted model, not a curated record
AUGCUGCACAGCGCAGACGUUGGCAGGCUCAGUACGCGACACCAAAACGCCCAAAAAGGCGCAAGACGCUCGACGAUCUCGCCACGCCAAGCUUCGGAACUGGCCGCUCAAGCCCAGCCGACCGAGGAGGACGUUCGCCAAGGACUCGACAACGCGCUGCAACAUUGUAUUGCCAGCCCUGGGGCCCAGUUGUCUGCCGAGCUCGAGGCCCACGGCGACGAGACGUUCAGUAUGGCGCGGGUCUACGCCGACGUCAACCAGAACAUGCCACGGGCAUACUGGGACUAUGACAGCGUUAACAUCAGUGAGCAGCCGCGCUGA